CCCUGGACCAGAGAGCCUUGUUGUGCCUCCUCCUUUGACCCCAUCCCCGGAUGUCCCCUGUAGGGUCGCUUUUAAGAAAGUAAGUGCUGGAGUGCCCUGGCUGGGAGGCUAGACUCCUGGGGUCCCCUUUGGACCUUAAGCGUCUGUGCGGAGGAGGAGCCUGGGGUCGGUCACGUGGUUAAGUUAUGGGGCAGGUGCCAGGUGCUGACCCUGAGCCCACCGCUGUCGUGUAGGGGAAGGGUGAGUGCUGGGAGAGGAUGUCUUAAGUUUCAAGGCUGGUGGAUAAGUGCAGGUAAUUAAUGAAUGCCCACUUCCUAAAGGACUCUGAGACCCCUGCCUGGGACACAUACUGGUAGUUCCAACUCUGUGGGGCUGUUGGGAGAUUGGAGAGAGAUGGUGUGAGGAGAAUGCCUGGGAUAGAGUUCAGGACAUGGUGGCAAGGUGAUGGGAAGGAUGAAGAGUAAUGAAAUGCAGAAAAACAAAGGGAAGGAAAAUAAGCUGUCCCCCAGAAUACAGUCAAUACGUGGAAAAUGUGUAUUGAUGCCUUGUCAGCUCCCCACAUGUUUGAAACAGUCUUCCUUUGGAAGGAAGAAGAAACACCAGAAUUAGAUCUGACUGCUUGUAACAGAACAGCCCAAAUAACAGUGGUUUUGAACAAGGUUGCUUGUGUUUCUCUGUCAUGCUGAAAAAAUUUGGAGGGAGGUAAUAGAGGGCUGGCACGGAGGCCCCACAGUCAGCAGGGACUAGGCUCCAUCUGUCUCAGCAGGGGCUCUCAGGAUCCAUCUGUCUCACUGGCUUCCAUUCUUGAGGUUACCUUAAGGUCCAAAAUGGUUGCUGGAGCUCCAGCCAGCACACACAGGAAAUAGAAAGAAGUAAGGGCAGGAAAAACCCACCUCAAAUCAAGGUUUUGUGAAUAAGGAAGAAUGGAUACAGGGCUGGCAUCUGGCAGUCUCCCCUACCCAGCCCCCUAGAGAUAUAUGCCCGCCUCUGUCACCCACGAGGACAAGCAGCCCAGAGUGGGCUUGUGGCUGCUGGCUCCAGGCCACCGUACCCCAGACCACAGGCCACCCCUGGUCUUUCUGGUCCAUCUCUCAAGGGUGCCAGGAGAAUGGGUAGAGCUGAUGACAUGAAACCCCAUGAGCCUGGCAACAGGGCAUGUGGAAGAGGUAUUUUAUCUCCUGUCCCCUUAAAUCUCCCCAGCAACCUUCAGGCUGGUAGGACAGAAGGAGAGAAACUUAGCACCUUGUCAUAGGCUCACACACUGUGUGGUCACUGCACACACAUGCUGCGGCAAGCACAGGUCUCAUGGAUCCACAGGCAUCAGCAUAAGCAUGCAGUAUGCACAGCCACGCCAUGCGACCACCUAUAGCGGCCUGUGAAGCACAAGCUGCGUGCACUCAGGAGGUGAUGAAAGCGUCGGACGGCAGUCUCCUGGGCGACCCCAGGCGCACACCGCUGAGCAAGAAGGAGGGUGUCAAGUGGCAGAGGCCGAGGCUGACCCGCCAGGCUCUGAUGCGAUGCUGCCUGGUCAAGUGGAUCCUGUCCAGCGCGGCCCCGCAGGGCUCAGACAGCAGCGACAGUGAGCUGGAGCUGUCUGCCGUGCGCCACCAGCCUGAGGGGCUGGACCAGCUGCAGGCCCAGACCAAGUUCACCAAGAAGGAGCUGCAGUCCCUCUACAGGGGCUUCAAGAAUGAGUGCCCCACGGGCCUGGUGGAUGAAGACACGUUCAAACUCAUUUACUCACAGUUCUUCCCUCAGGGAGAUGCCACCACCUACGCACACUUCCUGUUCAAUGCCUUCGACGCUGACGGGAAUGGGGCCAUCCGCUUUGAGGACUUUGUGAUCGGUCUCUCCAUCCUCCUGCGAGGAACAGUCCAUGAGAAACUCAAGUGGGCCUUUAACCUCUACGACAUUAACAAGGAUGGCUACAUCACCAAAGAGGAGAUGCUGGCCAUCAUGAAGUCCAUCUAUGACAUGAUGGGCCGCCACACCUACCCCAUCCUGCGGGAGGACGCGCCCCUGGAGCACGUGGAGAGGUUCUUCCAGAAAAUGGACCGGAAUCAGGAUGGGGUGGUGACCAUUGACGAGUUCCUGGAGACGUGUCAGAAGGACGAGAACAUCAUGAGCUCCAUGCAGCUGUUCGAGAAUGUCAUCUAGGACGCGUGGGGUGGGGGCAGGCAGGCCCUGAGUGGCUGUGGCCUCCUCUGCCCCACAGAAACCUCAAUCCUGCCAGGAGCAGCCUCCAUGAGAAACUUUUUUUCUAAUAUAUUUGCAAAAAGUGAAUAUUUUGCUCCAGACAACCCCACCCCACACAGACACAGACAGACACACACACACAGACACACACACACAGACACACACACACACACCUCCUUCCUCUGGGCUGGCAGAUGGCAGGGCAGAGGUUAGGGAGGGGCCGAGUCUGGCUGGGAGCUGGGUCCGGGUGAUGAGAGCCACACAGCCCCUGGCCACCCUGGGCCAGCCUCUGGGAGCUGCUCUGGACUUUUUUAGGGCCGCACAUGCUGCAUAUGGAAGUUCCUGGGCUAGGGGUCAAAUUGGAGCUGCAGCUGCUGGCCAGUGCCACAGCCACAGCCACAGCAGAUCCGAACUGCUUCUGUGACCUGCACUACAGCUCACAGCAAUGCUGGAUCCUUAACCCACUGAGCAAGGCCAGGGAUCGAACCUUCGUCCUCAUGGAUGCUAGUCAGGUUUGCUGGCACUCCCUGCCCUCUGACUACACUUCCAGAAUAGCCCUCAGCGCAGGACCCCAGAUGGACAGCUGGGGGUCAAGGGAAUUUGGCCCAGGGAGGAGGUGACUGGACAGAGUCUGCUUUCCUGGAAAUGCUUCCCUGGGUCCCAGGACAUCUGCCAGGCCACACAGCUGUGUGUGCCGGUGGGGAGCGGCCAGCGGGCUCUGUCCUCCUUCAUCCCAGGAAAGGGGCUUUCAAGCUGGGGUUGGGUUUUUUGAUGGAGAAUCUGAGGGGAACUCUGCUGACUCCACUGGGGGUGGGAAGAAGCCUUCCUUUGCCCAGGCUGGCUCCGUGGGGAUGCAUGCUUACACCGCCGGGGCCCCCAGGUCACUGUCAGUCCUGAGAAGGGGUCACCCGGCUCAGGGCUGGCAGCCAGGGAGUGUGGGGGGAAGGGAGGCAGAGCAGCCUGGGAAGGGGCUCCUCCAUCUGUCUUUCCUGUUGGCCCCUGUCACCCUCGGCCCAGCAGCUUGAAUGAGCCCCCUCCCCCCUUCCUGGUUGGGGUCCGGAAGCCGUGUGGCCGCCCCUCCACACAGGCUCACCUCAACCCCAUACAAAAAGCACAAGGGCCCUAGCAGCUCAGGCUGCAGCCCACGAGCGGACACUCUGCUCUUCAAGGCAAGGCCAUCCUGGUGGGCUGAGGCCUGCGUCCCACCAGCCCAGAUCAGGUGGCCCCAGGGUUCCUUGGGGGGUCAGUUCUGUGCCUCAGAGCAGUGGGGGACCCGAAGCCCACCGCCCACCCAGCCCAGCCCAGCCACCUUCAAAAGCACAAACCCUGGGGAUUCUGCUUGGCUGGAUUCUGCUCUUGAGGGCGAAGGCCAGUGUCAGUCUGAAGCUAGCGCCAGUGGGGGUCGAGGGGCUGUGGUCAGGUGGCAGGUCAACAGAAAUUUCCAAGACAGAGAGGCUGCUCCCACCUGGCCAGGUCGCCCCGGGAAGGAACCCAGUCUCAGGCCACAGGGGCCCUUCCCAGGAACAUUCCCAAAGCAAACAUUCCAUCGGCCGCUGCCCCAUCUCUGCUCAGUGAGCAGGGCCCUCAGAGGAGGAAGAGCGGGGCAGCGGAGGCCGUGGAGACUGGCCUGGCUCAGCCUUGGGGACCCCUUGGCACCCCCCUACGGGUGGUCCUCCCCCUUGGAGUGGCACCAACACCCAUCUCCAGUCUGACUGGGGGCUCCCUCUCCCCCCACUCCAGGAGGGCAUCAGCUUUCCCAGGCUCAGGGAAUCUUUUCCCACAUCCCUGCCCCCCACCCCCAGCCCAGCCCUCCCAGCUGGUGUGGCUUUGAUUCUAAGAGGCCAAGGCCACAUGAGAGGGUCACCACCAUGCCCUGCCCACCCCCUGACCUUGGGCCAGACUGGCUGCAGGUCCAGCAGAAAAGGCUGGGAUGCAGAGCAGCCUCAUGUCUGUAUGGCAGAAGUGUCUCCCUCGGGCGCGGCCUGUGGGGGUGGUUCCUGUUCUCAGCACCCACCAAUAUUCAGUCCUGUAUAUUUUAAUAAAAUAAACUUGACAAAGGAGAGGG
Molecule: messenger RNA, 4261 nt
Organism: Sus scrofa (pig)
Lineage: Eukaryota; Metazoa; Chordata; Mammalia; Artiodactyla; Suidae
Source: RefSeq, a predicted model, not a curated record